UCCACAGACUCGUCAGCCAGUCUUUGUUCAGCUCUUGCAAGGCGUGUUCAGAGUUUACCACUGCAACUGGCUGCUUCCUGUCCAGAAGGGCUCAGUUGAAGGAUGUAUUAAGGUCUUAUCAGAUGUUGCUAAAAGCCGGGCAAUUGCAAUACCUGUGGAUUUGGACAGCCAAGUCAACAAUCUCUUCCUCAAGUCUCACAAUAUUGUCCAGAAGACUGCUAUGAGCUGGAGAAUGUCUGCCCGCAAUGCAGCCAGGAGAGACUCCGUCCUUGCUGCAUCCCGGGACUAUAGAAACAUCAUUGAGCGACUGCAGGAUAUCGUGUCUGCUUUAGAGGAUCGUUUGCGACCCCUGGUACAGGCUGAGCUGUCUGUCCUUGUUGAUGUUCUCCAUAGACCAGAGCUACUAUUUCCAGAAAACACAGAUGCAAGAAGAAAGUGUGAGAGUGGAGGGUUCAUCUGCAAGCUUAUUAAACACACAAAACAGCUGUUGGAGGAAAAUGAGGAAAAGUUAUGCAUCAAAGUCUUACAAACUCUUCGCGAAAUGAUGACCAAGGACCGCGGCUAUGGAGAAAAGCUGAUUUCCUUUGAUGAUGAGUUGGAUGUUACUGAGCUUCUCCCACCACCCCUCCUCCUCCUCCUCCACCUCCACCUCCUCCUCCUGAACCAGAGGCUCCUCCUGAGGUGUGUGUAUGAGCAAGUGAAGUAUUACUGUGAGAAUUCAAAAUCUUCACUCUGUUCACCAUACUUCAUCUGUUCAUCCAGACAACUUGUAAUUUUACUUUUCAUUUCCAUCCAGCCUGUUUGCAUUGUUCAGUGUAAGUUUGACAUUGUCUGAUUGGCCAGUUAGAGUCCAGGAGGGGAAGUUGCCUUUCCCUAGACUGUUAGGACUUGCCAUCAUGUGUCUUGAGUUAAGAUAUUGGACUGCCCAGCUUGCAGGUUUGGUUGGUAAGCCUUCUCCUGUGUA
Molecule: messenger RNA, 964 nt
Organism: Polypterus senegalus (gray bichir)
Lineage: Eukaryota; Metazoa; Chordata; Cladistia; Polypteriformes; Polypteridae
Product: inositol 1,4,5-trisphosphate receptor type 1-like
Exons: 6
Coding region: 221-835 (204 amino acids)
Biological process (GO): calcium ion transport
Source: RefSeq, a predicted model, not a curated record